AUGCUUGAUCAUCAUCAACCAGUGAAUACUAUAAAACGCUUCAAUUGUCUUUCAACAUCAAAACAUCAAAAUCAAUCAAAAAUAAUAACCAAUGUUACUGUGAUUAAAGCAAAAGAGAAAAAUACGACGUCUCUAAGUUUGAGUACAAAUAAUAUUUGUGAUAUAGAAGCUUCUUCUACUUCUUAUAUUAUGGAUAAAUGUAAUAUGCAAAAUAUGCAUAAUCCUGGUGACGAUGCUGUUGUCUACUCUUCACUGACUGCAAUAUCCUGUGAUAAUACUUCGUCGUCACAAUUGUUAAACAACAACAACAACAGCAACCCUAACAACAAUACUGAUAAUUCAGACUAUGGAAGCCUGUCUUUACCAUCGACGAAUUCACGAUCAUAUGCUAAACAAUUUAUUGAUUUAUUUCCAGUUCUGAUGACAAAAAAGAAGGCAUUGAAUUAUUUCCAGAAAACUUCAUCCUCUAUUACAUUAACAGAAUCUUCACGGAAUCAUUAUAAUGACUUGUGGGUUGGUUCAUUGAACCUCAGAAGAACAGCUAAACCGAAUUUGGAGAAUGAAUAUCAUCGAGAGAAUUCUUUGAAGCUGUCAAUUUUAGAAGCAAGAAAUCUUCUACCAAAGCGUCGUUAUUAUUGUGAUAUAUGCUUGGAUCGAACUCUGUAUGCACGGACAACUAGUAAAACAGCUCUAUCAGAAAUAUUUUGGGCUGAAGAUUUCAACUUAAAUAAUCUUCCAAAUGUUUCUGUAAUGACCAUCAGUUUAUAUCGAGAUAGUGGAUCAAGUGGUAAAGAUGCUCGACGGAUAGGAACAUCAAGAAUCAGUUUAAGAAAGUAUAGAAAAGCUCCAAAUCAACUAAUCGGCUAUAUUACUAUUCCCAUAUCUGAAAUAACCAGUCGAACAGAUAUUCAAACUUGGCUAACACUACAACCGCCAACAGUUGAGAAUACUUCAAGUCAAGAUAACUUUCUCAAUCACCUUGGUACGAUGAUUUACACGGAGAAUAAUCAUCAGUCUGCUGCUUGUAGAUUGAAUUCUAGUAGAACAAUGAACAACAACAACAAUAGUAAUAAUAUUAGUAGUAAUAAUAAUAGUGUUAGUAAUAAUACUAACACUGGUGGCAGUACUGGAGUUGCUGCAGAUCAACGACAUUUACCCCAACUACGUAUUCGUGCACGUUAUCAAUCACUUGGAAUACUACCGUUGUGCAAUUAUUGGCCGCUAAGAACACUUAUACUUAGUCAUAGUUUAUUACUUACGAAAUGGUUAGAAUCUUUAUUAUCUGUAAAAUUCAAAGAAGAGAUUGCCAAUUCUCUGGUUUGUUUACAUGAACACAAUAAUACACUGAUCGAUUUUUUAACUAAUCUUGUUGUACGAGAAGUUUCUAAUCUCGAAAAUGAUUCAAUGGCUUUUCGAUCGAAUACAAUGGCAACAAAAGCUGUUGAAUGUUAUGUUAAAUUUGUCGGCUCAUCGGUAAGUUCUCUUGAUCGAUAUUACUGUAUCUUCUUUGAUAUGCUACAUCAACUUGAUGACAUUUUAUCAAAGUUUAAAAUUAUUUUGAAGUUUAUGAUUGAUUUCAUUUGA
Trichobilharzia szidati is the source of this 1584-nucleotide messenger RNA. Lineage: Eukaryota; Metazoa; Platyhelminthes; Trematoda; Strigeidida; Schistosomatidae. The record is from the annotation of a GenBank genome assembly.